Messenger RNA from Linnemannia hyalina, 333 nucleotides. The record is from the annotation of a GenBank genome assembly. Lineage: Eukaryota; Fungi; Mortierellomycota; Mortierellomycetes; Mortierellales; Mortierellaceae.
AUGGCAACGCCAAGACCCUAUGUUGGCAAGCCAUACACGGUCCCUUCGCUUUUGAUCAAGGCCGAGGGAGACCAGGUGUUGACCCCUGACUACGUUCGCGGAGUCCCAUACGAUCUCUUUGUCGACCUGGAGCAGUCAUCCAUCGCUGUUGGAGGACAUUACGUCCAGAACGAGGCUGCUGAUGAGGUUAACCAGGAAUUGACCCGUUACCUCAACAAGUUGUUCGAUGAGAAGCUCAAGAUCCCCAAGACCAAAGCUCAGGCUCAGGAGAAGAAGGAGAUUUCGCAGGAAGUUCAGGAGCAGUCGGCACAGACUGUUGCUCGUGAGGAGUAA